UUCCGGGACCUUGACGCAUCGUUGCUGUUCAGCCAUUGAACUGGGAAGAGCAGCUCAUGGUUUUAACUGCGACCUGUGUGCGGGUUUAACAAGGGAAAAUGACGCCGUUUGGGUUAUUCUAGGGCUCGCCCCACGGCGCACGGAGACACUAUUCGGUUGGCCGGGGGGUCUUCGGUGAGGAGCAGGGCCCCGAUGUCUGUAGCGGCCGCAGGGGGAGGAGGCUCCCCUUGCAUGGGCGCAGCAGCAGCAGCGGCAGCGGCGGCGGCGGCAGCCAGUUGCAGCUCCGGCGGCUCGUCCUACGCUGCCUCGGCGGGCGCAGGCGCAGGGGUGGCCGGGAGGCUGCCAGCCCGAGUGCUGGAGCACAUCUUCUCCUAUCUGGAGAUGUGCGACCUGAUGCGCUGCUCGCUGGUCUGCUGGCACUGGAACAGCAUUCUGGCGGAUGAGAACAGCGAGGUGUGGCGCAGCCUCAGCGCUCGGACUCUGAGCGAUGAAGCCCUGCGGUCCGAUAUCCUGUGCAACCUGCCCACAUAUAAGGGGAAGCUCAAGGCCUUCCAACAUGCCCUGAGCUCCCACGACUGCUCCCGGAACGUUUACGUGAAGAAGAACGGCUUCACCCUGCACCGCAACCCCAUAGCCCAGAGCACGGACGGCGCUCGGGGCAAGAUCGGCUUCACAGAAGGCCGGCACGCCUGGGAGAUCUGGUGGGAAGGGCCCCUCGGCACCGUGGCGGUGAUAGGCAUCGCCACGAAGCGAGCGGCGAUGCAGUGCCAGGGCUACGUAGCCCUGCUGGGCAGCGAUGACCAGAGCUGGGGCUGGAACUUGGUCGACAAUAACCUGCUGCACAACGGGGAGGUCAGCGGGAACUUCCCGCAGUGCAACAACGCGCCCAAAUAUCAGAUCGGGGAGCGAAUCCGAGUGAUUCUAGACAUGGACGACAAGACGUUAGCCUUUGAGCGAGGCUUCGAGUUUCUUGGAAUUGCUUUCCGUGGACUGCCUAAAGUCUGCCUGUUCCCCGCCGUCUCCGCGGUGUACGGCAACACCGAAGUCACAAUGGUUUAUCUGGGGAAACCUCUGGACGGUUAGACGCACAUUAAACAUAAACUCCCGACAGGAACAGCACCGUUUUUUUUUUUUUUUUUAGGGGGGUGGGGGGAGGUUGUUUUGUUGUUGUGGUCAACAGACUUGCUAACGCCGUCUGCCCUGAAGUAUUAAUGUGACGGAAGCCGAGGCAAACCUGGACGUUCAAAUACGGUCCGGCUCUUCUACUCAAGGCUCAACAUGACAAGACGCGGGAGGGGGCACACCACGUGGAGACAGGGGGGGGGGGGGG
Messenger RNA from Fundulus heteroclitus (mummichog), 1330 nucleotides. RefSeq names its product F-box protein 45 (gene fbxo45). Gene Ontology annotation, molecular function: protein binding. Lineage: Eukaryota; Metazoa; Chordata; Actinopteri; Cyprinodontiformes; Fundulidae. Gene Ontology annotation, biological process: synapse assembly involved in innervation; proteasome-mediated ubiquitin-dependent protein catabolic process. The record is from RefSeq and is a predicted model, not a curated record. The transcript is spliced from 3 exons. Gene Ontology annotation, cellular component: synapse; SCF ubiquitin ligase complex. The coding region runs from base 193 to 1083 and encodes 296 amino acids.